UCCAUGGCAGCCGCCGGGCCGGGCCGGGUCAUGGCGGCGGCGUUGUGCCUGGGCCGGGCCUCGCCGCCGCGGCCGCUCGUGGUGAUCCUGGGCGCUACCGGCACCGGGAAGUCGGCGCUGGCCGUGCAGCUGGGGCUGCGCCUGGGCGGGGAGAUCGUCAGCGCCGACUCCAUGCAGGUGUACAAGGGCUUGGACAUCAUCACAAACAAGGUUUCUCCCCAGGAGCAGCGCCUGUGCAGACACCACAUGAUCAGCUUUGUGGAUCCUCUUGUCUCCAACUACACGGUGGUGGAUUUCAGAGACAAAGCUGUGGCUCUGAUUGAAGAUAUUUUUGCUCGAGACAAGAUCCCGAUUGUUGUGGGAGGAACCAACUACUACAUCGAGUCUUUGCUCUGGAAGGUCCUUGUCAACACCAAGGAAAAGUCCAGCCUGGUGUCUGGGACAGUCACUGACAGAAAAGUGGAGCUGGAGCAGCUGGAUGCUGUUGAUCUCCAUUGCCGCCUGAGACAGGUAGACCCAGAGAUGGCAGCCAAGCUGCACCCCAACGACAAGCGCAAAGUGGCCAGGAGCCUCCAAGUGUUUGAAGAGACGGGGAUCCCCCACAGUGAAAUCUUGCAGCAGCAGCAGGAGGAGGAAGGUGGGGGACCUUUAGGGGGGCCCCUAAAAUACCCACACUCUUGUAUCUUGUGGCUUCAUGCAGACCAGGCAGCUCUGGACCGACGGCUGGAGCAGCGGGUGGAUGAUAUGCUGGCUGCAGGGCUGCUGGAAGAGCUGCGGGACUUCCACCAACGCUACAAUCAAGAAAAAGUGACCGAAAACCGGCAGGAUUAUCAGCACGGCAUCUUCCAGUCCAUUGGUUUCAAGGAGUUUCAUGAGUACCUUGUCAGUGAGGGGAAUUGCUCACCCGAGACCAGUGCCCUGCUACUGCAAAAAGGGAUCCAGGCCCUGAAACAGGUGAGCAAGAGAUAUGCUCGGAGGCAGAACAAAUGGGUCCGAAACCGCUUCCUGAAACCUGUCUAUCCAGACACUCAGAGAGAUAGCUCCUUCUCACUGCUUCUCCUGUACACACUGGUUGCCCGUCAAGGAAAGAUCUUCCUCUCCCAGGAACAAUGCAACCAAGUGCUUGGCUCCGUGCCCAGCCAGCCAUGGAUGAAAGCGGGCUGCAGUGUCCCUGCAGCCCCAAGGAUCUUGAGGAGAUGCCCAGAAGGCACUUGCACAUGUCUCCUGUAUGGGGCAAAAAGCCCAGCUGACAGAUGCCCCCUGGAUUAGGAACCAGAGCCCAUUGGCUGUACCAGGCCCUGCUUGCUGUGGCGGGGAGCCAGCAGGACUUCCCCAUCUCAGCCCAGCCUUGGAGCAGGGCCAGCAGCAGCAGCUGGGAGCCGGGCACUUGUUGAAAGGUGCUUGGUAGGGGCAAAACAGCAACAACAACAACAACAGAAAAAAAAGGCAGAAGGAAACUCGAGUCAAAAGAUAGGCUUUGAACAGAGUGCAAGAGCUUUCAUGGAGCCAUGUGUUUGGUGGAUGUGGCUCACCUUUCUGGUGGCAGGUGUGCUUCAGAUCAGCCCUAUCAAGAACUUGUUUGUGGUUUUAGCAAUAAAAAGCAGCACCUGCUGGAGCCUGGCACGCGGCAGCCUUUGGUGGCUUUGUCCGAGCAGGGCUGUGUGCCCGAUGGCUGCUGGCAGUUGGCUCCCUCCACCAAAGGGAGCGAGUGUUCUCUGGUUGUGGUUGUCCUGCCUGACUGGGCUGCAGCCAGUGCCCCUCACCCUCAUACUGAGUCUGCGGGGUGGAUUUGUAACUGUCUUGUCAGGUGGAGGCACUGACAAACCAGCUCCUGUCACAGCCCACUUUUGUGAGCUGAGAACUGCUGCAGCCACUCAAGCAAUGACAGCUCUGAGCAGCACAGCUGAACAAGAGCCUGCACCAGAAGAUUCAUCACCCAGGCUCUGUGUGUGCAUCUCCUUGUAAGCACAGCUUUGUAUGAUGGCUUUAUGGAUCCAUCUAACUCUUCAUUCUCUGUGGCCUCCUGUGGACCAUGGUAGCAAUGAAGUAUUUGCUUACUAUGCUCUGACUUUGUAAUGUUGUCCUAAAGGCGGGCAAUCAUGAAGUUGCUUGCCCUGAGUCUGAGGUGUUACUGCUGUUUGCCUGCAAGCUGAGGUCUCAGGUAAUUUUGGCUCCAGAAAGGCUGGUGCUAUUUGCUCCUGAGUGCUGAAGGACAGGUUGAUGAAAGAGCAGAUUCUCUUGAGGUAUUGUGCAAACCCACAGAGCCUGCAUGCUGACUGCUUGGGGUGCUGGGCACCAGGCUGGGGGAUGCUGGCAGUCACCUGCUCCUCUGUGUC
Phasianus colchicus (ring-necked pheasant) is the source of this 2336-nucleotide messenger RNA. Lineage: Eukaryota; Metazoa; Chordata; Aves; Galliformes; Phasianidae. The record is from RefSeq and is a predicted model, not a curated record.